Molecule: messenger RNA, 837 nt
Organism: Protopolystoma xenopodis
Lineage: Eukaryota; Metazoa; Platyhelminthes; Monogenea; Polystomatidea; Polystomatidae
Source: the annotation of a GenBank genome assembly
AUGCUGAUAAGUUUAAAAGGUCCUAAUUUGCAUUUUGUUUCAUUUCGCAUUUGUUCAUCGUGUGCCGUGCAUUGUAAAACGCGCGCUUCCAAACCGAAUGACAAGGGUCGGAACAGAGGACUGUCAGGCCGAGACUCAACUUAUUCCAGCCAAUCGUCCAUCGGCCCGACCAUCAACCGUUUCGACCGUCUCAGCCUCCGGACGCCCGGUUGUCAGUCCUCCUCACCACCGACGGCCAGUCAACGCGGCGAGGAGACUGCCAUUUCUGUUGACAGCAAGUCAGAGACAAACGCUGCUUUCUGCAGUGCACCGUCCAGCCUGACACGUUCCGGGGCACUCCGGUUGAACGCUUCGUACCAGAAUUCGCCUCCGUCAAGGUACAGAUCGAGUCGGCGCCGACCUGACAACAGGUGGGCCCCCUCGGACAACGGAGGCAGACAGAUUGCGGGCCGCUCCACUUUCGAGGAUUUGCCCGAUUUUGCCCGGUCCACCAACCAGGAGGGCUGGUCGAACCUCCAUUGUGACACUCUACGAGGCAGCAGUCGUGACUUCGGCAUUCCAGAAAGCGAGUUUGGCGUCAACAAUCCGUGGAUGAGCCGGUCAUUGAGUCAUUUGAACGGCUUCACUCCUGACAGACAUCGGACGCCAAGGCAACUCGACCUUCCACGUGAUAGAUCCUUCCAAUUGCCCUCAGGAGGACUGACGAGCCACAAGGACAGGCGUGUCUGGCCGACCUGGGGCGUGCACCCCGGCGGUUCCCCGGUUGCUGGGCCCCUCGGCCUGCCUUCGACAGGGUCGAACUGGUCUCGACCAGACCCGGCCAGGAUUGGGCCUUUC